Orbicella faveolata is the source of this 3070-nucleotide messenger RNA. Its product is annotated as dual specificity mitogen-activated protein kinase kinase 1-like. NCBI's taxonomy places the organism in Eukaryota, Metazoa, Cnidaria, Anthozoa, Scleractinia, Merulinidae. The record is from RefSeq and is a predicted model, not a curated record. Gene Ontology annotation, molecular function: ATP binding; protein kinase activity. Gene Ontology annotation, biological process: protein phosphorylation.
CCUUGAAAAAUAUUAUUGUCUACUUCGCGUUUGCUCGUCGCCCUGGGUCUCGAGAGUCUUUGCAGAAAUAAUUGAUACAUGGUAAGAUCUGCAAACUACAUUUCCGUUGUGCAAUGCGGAAUGUUCGUGUGAUUGAUAGAAAGUAGAGAUUCUGAAACAUUCUUGUGGAAAGCGAGCAUCGUGCCGCUGGCUAGCCGCGAUGUCGAAGAAGAACAAGUUGAACAAACUGAAUUUGACUAUAACCCCUUCUACUCCGUCUCCUGAUCCACUGCAGCCCGAACCUAAUGAUGCCGCUGGGAUCGGCUUGCAGAAAAUGGAGGAGAUACGAAAGAAAUUCGAUGAACUUGAACUGGAUUCGUUACAGCGCGAAAGACUAGAGGCGUUUCUAGCCGAAAAGAGGAAAAUUGGCGAGUUAAACGCAGAAGAUUUUGAUAAAUUGGCCGAGCUAGGCGCUGGAAAUGGUGGCGUUGUUACGAAGGUUUUGCACAAGCCCAGUGGAUUGAUAAUGGCUCGAAAGCUAAUUCACUUGGAAAUCAAGCCUUCUAUUCGGAACCAGAUCAUUAGAGAGUUGAAAGUUUUACAUGAUUGCAACUCCCCUUACAUCGUUGGAUUUUACGGCGCCUUUUACAGCGACGGAGAAAUCUCUAUUUGUAUGGAACACAUGGACGGUGGGUCACUGGACCAGAUACUCAAAAAAGCUGAUCAACUUCCUGAGGACAUUUUGGGGAAAAUCACUGUUGCUGUUUUGAAGGGUUUGAGCUAUCUCAGAGACAACCACAAAAUAAUUCACAGAGAUGUAAAGCCAUCAAAUAUUUUAGUGAACUCACGUGGUGAAAUAAAGUUGUGUGAUUUUGGAGUCAGCGGCCAGUUAAUUGACUCAAUGGCAAAUUCCUUUGUUGGCACAAGAUCUUACAUGUCGCCUGAGAGACUUCAAGGUGCCAAUUACUCAGUUUUGUCAGAUAUCUGGAGUUUUGGGUUAUCACUGGUUGAAAUGGCAAUUGGUAGAUAUCCAAUACCACCGCCAGAGGAAAAUUCCAAGAGUACCAGCCCAUCUCACCUGAUGCGCCUGCCUCCUGGAGCAAGACCUCCAGGUGGAGUGAAUAAUGAUGCCAGGCCAAUGGCAAUAUUUGAACUGCUGGACUACAUUGUUAAUGAGCCACCUCCCAAACUACCAUCAGGUCACUUUUCAGAUGAGUUUUGUGAGUUUGUGAACAAAUGUCUUGUGAAGAAUCCUUCAGAAAGAGCAGAUCUGAAGUCAUUAAUGAAUCAUCCAUUCAUCAAAAAAUCUGAGAUGAUGCAAGUAGACUUUGCUGGUUGGGUGUGUCAAGUGGCUGGUCUCUAGCAAGCGACUGACUGGCGGAUCAAAAUAAACUGAAUUGGAGUAUUGCUAUGGACAAGUUUAUUACCCUUAUUUAACUUGCAGCGUCAGAAUGAUGGAAUUACAAGAAAAGGAAAAUAUAUGCAAUGGAAUUUAUAUAAAUGUGGUGUGUUUCGGAUUUGGUGCAGCAAGAGACUGCAAAGCGUGGGAGGGAAAUAUGUUGCGGCAUGUCUAGAGGAUGCUAAACUUAUCAGAACACUCCAGAUUGAUGGAUUUGCGCUAGCAUGGAACACAGUUGUUUACUAGGGAGCACUUGUGGAACUGUGAUAAAGAUAUGGAAUGGAAAUAAGACUCAAGACAAAAAUGGGGUGUUUUAGGGUGGGGUGGGGGGUGGGUUCAGUCUCAUGUCCCCCCCUCCCACCCACCCAUCUACCCUCUAUAUAAAUUCCUUACAUGUCUAGACUGGCUGUCAAGGUAUAACAUCAGUUGCACAGAACACAAGUCGAUUUCUUUGUAAUACUAUUUGUUGCUUAUGAUUUAGCUUUUUUUCAUGCAUUCUUUCUGUAAUCUCUGUUCAAUGUCAUUUUGGUCAAAUGGAUUGUUAUAUAAUGACUGUAAUCUGUAAUGUACAGUAAUAUAGUUGUUAUGACGAACUCGGAGACUAGUUUAUCACAUCACUGGUUUGUCAUAUCACUAUAAGGGGAUAGGUUGGUUAUCUUUAACUGUAGAUACAAGUAGCAUGCUUUAUAUCAAAUAAAUAUCUGGCCCUCGCAACAAAGAGGAAAUCAUUUUACAAGUGGUUUUUGAGAUGCCAUCAUCAAUACUUUUCAUCUAAAAGGCCAAAUGUCUUCACACUAUUGGGUUGUGAAAGUUGUGGUAACCAAAGUUAGCAUUUCUCUAAAGUUGUAUAGUCGUUUGAUUUAGCAGGAAUCCAAGAAGCUCGGAAAUAAGCCUAGAUCGCUGGAAACUGAAUUAUAUUGAUUUCAUAUUGUGGGACACUUACAGAAUUGGACAGAGGACAGGAACUCAUUUGAAAGUAAGGGUAGGCUGUGAGCAGGGCGAGAGAGGGCAAUAAGCCCCCCCCCCGUCCCCGCCACUCCUUCCAAGAGUUCCUGUGCGGGCGUUUUUCUUCUCGCACUGUUUUUCGCGCCACACUUGGCGGACUAAGAGAAAAAGAUGCCUGUUUUUAGUCUAAGCGGGCAUGACCAAUGAUGGUGUGGAUCCAGAGCAUGGAUUUCAGCAGGAACAAACUACAAAUCCUUUGAGAGUUUGCAUUGUUUUUUUUUGUAAGGUGGAAUCCCUUCAAGAAACUGCUCACUUACUCAAAGUUUCUUUUCUUGAUUGUGUGAAGACGGCCUGUAUUUAUUACAGUUUGAAGCAGUUGCUUUAAGGUGAUAGCAUCCAAAACAAGGAGAAGCUGUAGUGUUACUCCUUUUCUCUGGGAAUUGAUGUGAGGGCUCACUGCAUGGCCCAAAACAGGAAGAAUGUUUACUGCAGGUGACAGCAAAAUAGGCCCACUUACUUUCAUUACUUGGCAUCGGCAAUCAAUAGAUGAAAUAGUGGUAAUCGGAAACGGUGGGCAGUUAUUAGUUUUGCAUGAUGGAACACGUAAGACCUGAUGGAAAGAAAAAAUUCAGGAGCUCAUUAUAACAUCUUAACAUGUCGAGAAGAAGUUAUCGGCCCUGGCCUUCGCUUGGGGCUAAUGUAACGUGUUUGCGAUGCGAGUCUCCAUAAACGUCCUUUUAUAGUUGU